CUGUGGUUGUAGGGUGAGUACUUUGCUUGAGCAGUGAAUGCUAUAUUGAUUCUUCAUGCAGAGACGGACAUGAGGUUUUAAGCAGCGAUUAAAGGCACAAACUUCAUGGAAACUGAUUUCACUGUAAUGCUGGAGUAUGGUGAUGGUGAGAGAGAAGCUUCUCCCCUGGACACAGUUGUACUAUGGCUCGGUAAGUUGGGUAUCACGGUUGCUGUUAUCUUUUUGCAUCUGUCGACUUCCGCAAUCUUGGUGGUUCACUUACUGCGGCAGAUUCUCUGCGUUCUGUUGCAAGGCACUGUCAGACCUGAGCAAACAUGGAAUCAACGAGCCUUCUUUCGAAAUCACCAUAUGAAAUUGCAGACGGUAGUUAUCGGAACGUUAUCCCCCAUAUCCACACUUCGCGUUACUCAAUCCUUCCCAUCACCAAUGAACUGAGCUGUUCCCACCUUACAGCCUUUGAGUGAUGCCAUGACCUCUCC
This is a messenger RNA of Dothidotthia symphoricarpi CBS 119687, 479 nucleotides long. RefSeq lists its product as uncharacterized. The coding region runs from base 106 to 435 and encodes 109 amino acids. The record is from RefSeq and is a predicted model, not a curated record. The transcript is spliced from 2 exons. NCBI's taxonomy places the organism in Eukaryota, Fungi, Ascomycota, Dothideomycetes, Pleosporales, Dothidotthiaceae.